UGGCCUGGGAUUGGCUCACUUGUUUUUUUACUCGUGUAUAUUGUAUCAGAGGACGUUUCAUUGCGUUUCUUGAACAAUAGGUUUCUAGGAUAUAAAGCUCUUAUAAACAGUGAAGACACGCCACUCACUAAGGCUUCACUUUCCUCACUCAGUCGUCGAACCUGACUCAGAGGAAGUAGGAUGGAGGAAAUGAGCAGAUUGAAAGCAGAUGAAAAGAAAGAGGAUAAAACUGGGAUGAGUUUAUUCGACAGGCUUAUGGCACAAAGUAAAGAUGCAGAAGAAGAUGUGAAAAUUGUGCUCCAGCGGCUGAUUGUGAUUGCUCGCCUCCCCGAUCAUCUUGCUGACGAGACAGAAAUAGGAGCUCAUUAUGAAAGACUUAACUUCCAGCUCAGCAAACAGUACAUACUGGAUCACAUGACAGGCCUCCUUUUAAUCUAUCCAUCCUGUGUGCUGCAUGUCAUUGAAUCAUCCAGGGAGGUUCUGCUCUCUGUUCUGAAAGACCUUAAAGAGAUGCAACAACAGCAGGAAUGGACCUUGCUGGAAGAUCCAAAGGUUGUGUUCAUGGACAAUCGUCCUGAGAGCAGGCUGUUCCAGCAGUGGAGCUACAAGGUUCUCAGUGCAGAUCAGGCUUUGAGAGACACUGAAGCUAAGAGACUUGAUGAAGAGGAAGAGAGCACGGAGACUGUGGUCUGCACUGUUCUGUCUGCACUGCAGAAACUGGGAGAACACAUGGACACAUCCAAGAAGGCUGGACCCGGGUCAGUGCUGGAUGAAACUCCAGAGCUAAUCAUCUCUCAGAAGGUUCUGGACAAACUUCUGACUCGAGAUGAACUCCUGACUCCAAAGCAGUACUUGCAGAUGUACGACUUACCGUUACACAUCAACAUGGACUUUGGACAAGUAAUUCGGAGCAGCUGCCUCACCACAGUUUAACUUUUUCAAUAAAUGUCAAAGGUAAAAGCUCA
Molecule: messenger RNA, 965 nt
Organism: Labrus mixtus (cuckoo wrasse)
Lineage: Eukaryota; Metazoa; Chordata; Actinopteri; Labriformes; Labridae
Product: testis-expressed protein 47
Exons: 8
Coding region: 181-933 (250 amino acids)
Molecular function (GO): FAD binding; blue light photoreceptor activity
Source: RefSeq, a predicted model, not a curated record